AUGUUUGGCUUCAUGUGGAAAAUCUUUCUUUGCCUUCCGGGAGUGAUUAACACAGAUCAUCAAAUAGUUGCAGCAGAAGCUUAUUCAGCUGUAGGAGCAGGACACGCUAAAGAUGUUUCAACAGCCCCUCAGCUGAGUGACUGGCAGUUAGCAAACCCCUCUCUGCCUCCUGGGUUGAAAAAGCCUAAUCAUGACUUCAUGAAUGCUGAGCAGUUCCACAGGCAUUUGCAGUUACGAAGGAAGCGGUCCAUUCUGUUUCCCAGUGGAGUUAAGAUCUGCCCUGAUGAAUCUAUUGAGCAGGCUAUUGCCAACCAUCUGAAGUACUUCAGGCUCAGAGUGUGCCAGGAAACAGUCUGGGAGGUCUUCAAGACAUUUUGGGACAGACUGCCAGAGCGUGAAGAAUACAACACCUGGAUGAGCCUGUGUGAGGAAGGCAUGAUGAGUAUCUUUGAAAUGGGCACCAACUUCAGUCAGUCUGAGGAGCACCGGAGCCUGAUCAUGAAGAAACUGGCCUAUACAAAGGAAGCAAUGGGCAGUUCCUGUGCUGAUUGGUCAUGUGGCCAAGAUGAUCCAGGAAAUCACUCAUGCAGUGGGACUCCUACUCCACCUUUGGAUGCUGAUGUUACCACACUGAGAGAUGCAGCUGCCAAUGUUCUUCCCCCUCAUGAGGUCUCCAUCGAGAGUCCUGCGGGUGAUACCAUCCAUGACACUGUAGACACCACUAUCAAUAAUGAGAUAAAGAAGCAGGAUGAAAAGCUAGUCAGACCUGUAACUGAGCAGAUGAUUGAGUUCAACAUUUUGAUUGUUAGUGAAGAGUACAGUGAGGAGCUGAAGGACCCAUCUGCUGCUGAGUAUCAACUGCUGUCUGAACAAUUCAUUUCUCAGAUUAAAAGAGUAUUUGAAGGACUACCUGGAUACAAAAACAUCCAUAUCCUGGAUUACAGCCCUUCUGAGGAAGACAGUGGGGUGGAAGUUCACUAUGCUGUCACAUUUGAUGGAAAAGCCAUCAGCAAUGCCACCUGGGACCUGAUUAACCUUCAUUCAAACAAGGUGGAGGACAACUCCUUCAUGGGCAUAGAGGAUAAUCCAACAGCUGUGUACACCAUCAGUGAUUUCCGAGAUUAUAUUGCUGAGAUCCUCCAGAAAAAUGCUCUGCUUGAAAAUGCUUCCAUCUCUUUAGACCCAAACUCUCUUCAGCUUACUAAUGUGAAGGAAAUACUGCACCCCACAUCAGAAGAUGCAUCCUGGAUUACUGAGCAUCCAGUUGUGCUGGAGCGCCCAGAGUUCGAUGAUGGCACCUUUUUAGCUGAACGUCCUUCAGCAGAUGAGUCAACUGUCAGCAAUGCCUUGCCCUUGGAUUACAUCAAACCAGAUUCCACCUCAGACAGUGAGCAGCCCAGUGACAAUGAAAUCCAGCCAAGACCAGGGAACAUUGACUAUGAGGCUGGUUUGGCACCUGAAGCUCCACUUUCCUCAGAGGUUGAUGUCACUUCUUUGCCUGAUGGGCUGAAUUUAGACACUUCUUAUUUAGUCACUGUACCAGUGUUAGAGCAUGAUUCUAUGGACUCUCUGGAAUGGCUUUCAGCUCCCAGUUCUUUAGAUGACACUGGAAUAUCUGAAGAACUUUUGCCUUUAAGUCCUUCUCACCUUGUGCCUGAAGAAUCUCCAUCUACUGAUGACUAUGCAGUUCCUCUGCUUUCUGCACCAACAGUGGCCUCUUCAUCAGUCGUAGAGACUGAUAUCAAAGAGAAGGAAGAAGUAAUCCAAGGUAGUCCUGAGGGCAGUGACAGUGCAGACUCUGUGGAAGAAAUUCCUUUCCCCUUAGAAGUGCCCCCUAUGGAAGAUGAAACUGAUAUAUUUCUUGGAGAUAGAAUUAUAUAUGAUGAUGGGUCUGGUUCAGCUUUUGAUGGCUCAGGAAAAGAAAUGGAGUCAAGUAUCUGGCCUUGGGAAGAAGCAACCCUGGAACCAGUUUUCUACCCUGGUCCUGAUAGCUGGCUUGAAGAUGACAAUGAGUCUUUAUUAAUCAAAACUGAGGAUAUUCCUGAAGGCAUGAUUUUAGACUAUAUUCUUAACUCUGGGAAUAAAUUAGAUUAUGAUCUUUCCAAAGAUGAGAAUGAAGGGAAAGUCAAUAUAAAAGAUUUCCUUGAUGAGUCUGAAAUAUUUGUCUUUCCAGAGACUACAACUUCGCAAGUACCUCUGUUACAGACAGAAGAGCCAUCAUCCCUGGAACCAUCUACACAGACAGAAACACUGGGCAUGUAUGAUUCUUCUUUUGUCAUGCCAACUGGAGAGGCCCCUGUCUCACCACCGUAUACAGAUCUGUCUGUGGAAGAUAGUCUCCAUACAUCUACAGGGAUUGUCAACAUGGAGCAACCUGAGGAGUCUAGUGUAGGCCAGAACAUAAUCCCUGACUUAGUUAAAUACCAAAGUGAAGACAGGGCAGUGGUAGAAGAACUAUUCACAGUGGAGCAGCCAGAUGUAAUGGAAGCUGCUACAAUAGGACACUUGGACACAAUCUCUUUAGAAACUCUUCUGACUGCAGAUCCCUCUGUGGUAAAGCCUGAUGCUUCCACAGAAGAGCAGCAAGCCCUCGAUUCAUCACUGGAAGACCAAGACACUCCUGGAUCAGCAGUGAAGGAACCAGAUGAUGUUUGGCCUACUGACAGGGCACUAGAAACCUCCUUAGAUCAGACAGUGCAACCAGCAGUGCCAGCAAUUACUCAAGGUUCAGCUGCAGUUCCUUCUGCAAAUCACACUACCAUCCCAGAGGACUUUGCUGGACAGGAUGGUACAGACCAUGACACACGUACUUCCAUGAGCUUCAGCACUGUUAUGGAUUAUCAAACGGUGAGUGUAACAACGAGCACCAUAGAGCUUCCAUCCCAUCUGCCUCCUGUGGGAUCCACACCAUCAUUGGCUACCUCAACAAAGCUGGGAGAUGAAACAACAAGAGUCCUGGAUGUUUCAGUAGACCUGGGUCAGGUUAGCACUGUCCACUUUUCUCCUGAGAGGACUGAGGAAGGAAGGAGAAUGACUGAAAGUCACAUCGAGCUAACUACUCAUGUCCAGUCCACAGAGAUGGCCAGUGUGGCUUGGGCCACACAUGAAACUCACUAUAGUAGUACCGUCCCAUCCCGAGCUCUAGUUGUGUUCUUCAGUCUUCGGGUUACCAACAUGAUGUUUUCAGAGGACCUGUUUAAUAAAAACUCCCCUGAAUACAAAGCCUUGGAGCAGCGAUUCUUGGAACUGCUGGUGCCCUAUCUUCAGUCAAAUCUGACAGGAUUCCAGAAUCUGGAAAUCCUGAACUUCAGAAAUGGCAGCAUUGUGGUGAACAGUCGAAUGAAAUUUGCCAAACCUGUGCCGCGGAAUGUCACCAAUGCUGUGUACAUGAUCCUGGAAGAUUUCUGCAACACUGCAUAUCACACCAUGAACCUGGCCAUUGAUAAAUACUCCCUGGAUGUGGAAUCAGGCGAACAAGCAGAUCCCUGCAAGUUCCAGGCCUGCAAUGAGUUCUCAGAAUGCUUAGUAAAUCGCUGGAGUGGGGAAGCUGAGUGUGUCUGCAAUCCUGGCUACCUCAGCAUUGAUGGGCUGCCAUGCAACAGCAUUUGUGAUCUGCAACCAAACUUCUGCCUGAACGAUGGCAAGUGUGAUAUAAGCCCUGGGCAAGGGGCCAUCUGUAGGUGCCGUGUGGGAGAGAACUGGUGGUACAGAGGGGAGCACUGUGAGGAAUACGUCUCUGAGCCCUUGGUUGUGGGUAUUGCAAUUGCUUCUGUGGCAGGAUUCCUUCUAGUGGCAUCUGCUGUCAUCUUCUUCUUGGCCAGGACCCUUCGAGACCAGUACACAAAGAGUGAUACUGGGGAGUCCCAGGGGCAGGGUGACAGCCUCUCGUCCAUUGAGAAUGCAGUUAAAUACAACCCCAUGUAUGAAAGUGACACGACUGGCUACAGCCAUUAUUACCGGAGAUACCCGCAGCUAACGUCCUACAGUUCCACCAGUGCAGAGACAUCCACAGACUACAGCAGUGAAGAGAUCAGGCACAUUUAUGAAAACAGUGAGCUUACUAAGGAGGAAAUUCAGGACAGAAUUCGAAUUAUAGAGCUCUACGCUAAAGAUCGCCAGUUUGCAGAGUUUGUUAGGCAGCAUCAAAUCUGUGUGUCCCCUGUAUUUCAAAAGCAAGAUUCAGGCAGCACAAGGGUUCAAACCACUAAAGUUCAGUUUGAAAGUUCAGGCUGUCCGGGUUCUGCAACGGACUUUGUGGGAACACAUCUGUCCUACUAUCCUAAAGUUCAGGAAUUCAAACGCAGCUUCCCUUGCCCCAAGCGGCAGUGCCUGGGCAGCGGUGCUGGCCCACUACAGCCCCGAGACUGCUGUGGGGUCCCUGUCUGA
Messenger RNA from Cinclus cinclus, 4386 nucleotides. RefSeq names its product interphotoreceptor matrix proteoglycan 2 (gene IMPG2). Gene Ontology annotation, molecular function: hyaluronic acid binding; heparin binding. Lineage: Eukaryota; Metazoa; Chordata; Aves; Passeriformes; Cinclidae. The transcript is spliced from 22 exons. Bases 1 to 4386 code for a protein of 1461 amino acids. Gene Ontology annotation, biological process: visual perception. The record is from RefSeq and is a predicted model, not a curated record.